Messenger RNA from Trypanosoma cruzi, 2019 nucleotides. RefSeq names its product rRNA biogenesis protein, putative. Gene Ontology annotation, molecular function: RNA binding; protein binding. NCBI's taxonomy places the organism in Eukaryota, Euglenozoa, Kinetoplastea, Trypanosomatida, Trypanosomatidae. The transcript has a single exon. Gene Ontology annotation, cellular component: nucleolus; small-subunit processome. The record is from RefSeq and is a predicted model, not a curated record. Bases 1 to 2019 code for a protein of 672 amino acids. Gene Ontology annotation, biological process: rRNA processing.
AUGUUGUUUCGCGACUAUCGCGUGCAUCACGCUGCGCCAGACGGCAUUGUCGUGCAGCUCCCGGGCAAUGGCGGGUUUGGCAGAUUGACGGUUGAGACAUUAGGAGGUGAUCUCCUUGCGGAGAAACUUCUCAAACGCCUUGCGUCGCGCGAACAGGUGCGGGCCGUGGCAAGGCGCACGCGUGAUGCGCAGCAGUAUCGUAUCCUUAGCAUACAACUGCGUGAGCUGUGGAGCGAUGUCGCAACGUACCCGCCGCCAGUGGCCACGUUACUCCCCAAUUUGUUUCGCAAAAACGUACUUAUUGGUCUAGGCACCACCACCAUGGCGCGUGUUGUGAAGGCAUCCCCUGAGCGUGGUGCGGUGUUGUCGAUUGCCGGUGGUCUCACUGCCCUGGCAGCGCUUGAACAUGUCGAUGCGCAUGCCGGUGCGGUGGAGGUGCGCCUGCUGAAUUAUGACGUUCAGACUGGCGUUGCCAAUGUCACCGCACGGACGGAGGUGGUGGAACGCACCCCUAGCGAUGUGAUCGCCAUGCAGACAAUUUUCUCAGGUCUGCAGGCAGGUGAUGUGGUGCCAGCCACAGUGUUGCUUUCACUCACGGACGAUCACUGCGCCAUUGUUGAGGUCCCGUGUGGUGCAAGCAGUCUGAUUGGGUACUAUGUUUACAAUUGGCAUGGGACCGCCGCGUCCAGUGAGCCACCCGUCGUGGGGGCUUCUAUGCAACUCGUGAUUGAAUUUGUGCCGCACGGAUCACUGCUGCAGGAGGUUCUCCCGUUUCUUGUGCUUUCCAACAACCGUACCGUCUUCACUUUGCCGCAUUGGCGCAGGGCACCAUUGCCACCGGGAAUGAAAGGACUCCUUGGUCUUUUUCCCUGGCGUGACCGCAAGAGACAACAUUCACUUGGAGGGAAACAGCAGCAGCGGCAGCAGCGACAUCCUGAAACUGAGAGCGACGAAAACGAUAGCAUUGAUGAUAAUGAUGGCACCACCGACAAAAAUGGAGGUGGGGAACAGAAAUUGCGCAAACGAAAAAUUGAGGAGGCUAUUGAUGCAUACGAGCGUUCUAUGGGAACGGCUGUGCCAUCCUCGCCGGAUGAGUUCCGGCGGCUACUUAUGGCUGCUCCAAACAACAGUUAUUUGUGGGUCCAAUGGAUGGCACAUCAUGUUGCUCUCCAGCAGCAGGAAGAAACCCGUCUUGUGGCCGAAAAGGCGCUGAGUACCAUUGGUGUUCGUGAGACGCAGGAACGUCUGAAUGUUUGGGUGGCCUACAUGAAUCUUGAGAAUAUUCAUGGUACGGUGGAGUCUCUUUCGGCAGUGUUUAAGCGAGCGCUGCAACGUGCUCCUGACCAACUUGUCGUGUAUGAACGUCUCGCCGACAUCUUUUCCGCCACACGCAAGCCAAAUCAACUCCUGGCCCUGUGUCGCACCAUGGUGUCCAAGUUUCGCAAUGAGCAACGCACGUGGGAGCGACUUGGUAAGGUGCUUAUAGACCAGAAAAAACGCGAUCAGUUGAGGCGCAUGGUAAAAGACAUGGGCGGUGCUCUACGUCGUGACGCGUAUUCUCUGACGGUUGUGCGCCUUGCCGUCCAUGAGUACAAGAGUGGCAGUGUUGAGAAUGGUCGUGCGUUAUUUGAAGGUCUUGUUGUGCGCAUGCCGAAGAAGUCGGAUGUGUGGUCGGCGUACUUGGAUCAGGAAAUGGCUCUCCUUGUGCGCCGUGACGAGUCCGCCGCGGUGCCCCUCGUGCGGGCUUUACUUGAACGUGCAGUUGCCACGAACUUCUCAGCAAAGGUGAUGCAGCAGUUCCUCACACGUUUCAUGUCAUUUGAGCGGGCAUACGGCUCACCAGCGGAUGUUGAAAAGGUCAAGACCCGUGCGAGAAGUUAUGUGGAGGCAAAAAUCCAUGCGUCAGUGGGGGAUGGGGCUGACGGCAGCGUCACCGCCGUUCACGUGAGCGCAAAGAAUAAUAACGGCAAUAAAGCCAAAAAGAACAAUUCCGGCGUCACUGACGAAACGGAUGAGUAG